AAAAUAAUAAUUAUAUAUACCGUGAAUAACUAUGUCGUAAUAUAUUUACAUAAGUGAAAUACUAUGUUACAACUUUAGACAAUAUUUAUUUUUUUUUAUCUUUACCUUAACAUAUUUCUCUGAGUGCAUUACAAAAGAAGGUCAUUUGUAUUUGCUUCUUACCUUGACAUUAAUAUCCAUUUUGUCUUUCUCAAAUAUUUUUAAUUCUCAAAUAAACAAGAAAUAUUUUUCCUUAUCAAUUGGAGUGGUGCUAUAUAAGCUGCGCCGCAGCUUCAUCGUGCUUACUGCCGCAAUAGCUACAUUUCCAUCAUGUACGAACAGAAGUUUUCGGGACUUCUUGUGCUUUUAUUAAUAAGUUUAGUUUAUGGUCAACAACAGUGCACCAGAUUUUAUGACCUGCAGCCAAAUCGAGCAAUUAAUAUAACCAGUUUUAAUUAUCCCGGAGCAAUACCAAGUGGGACUAACUGCCGAUUUCGCUUGAAAGCCCCCCGCAAUCAUGUGAUCUAUUUAAAUUGUCGCUUUGAGUUGUUUCCCGACACCUGUGGCUCGGAGUUCCUGUUCGUCUCCCGUGAUGGCGACCUGCAGUUUCGGGAUGGCGAGCGCUACUGCCGCAUGGGGCAGGUCAAUCGAAUAUCCAACUUCCAGAGCAUGGCCUUUGCCUACUAUUCGAGCAGUCCGCAGACCCAGCAGCGCUCCAGACUCAACUGCCAAGCGGUGGCCCGUCCGGCGCCCUGCGACUGCGGCUGGUCCUUUCCGACGAGGAUUGCCAACGGAGUGGAGGCGGGCAAACACGAGUUUCCCUCGAUGGUGGGCAUCCGGGACUUGGCCUCCAACCUGCCCAUCUUCUGCGGUGGGACCAUUGUCAGCGACCGGUACAUCAUGACCGCUGCCCACUGUACCGCACGCCAACCGGUGGCCAGUCGCCUAUUGGCGUUGGUGGGGGAGCAUGAUUUAAGCACUGGUAGUGAAUCGAUCUAUGCCGCCCAACAUCGCAUCCAAAAUAUCUUUAACCAUCCUGACUACAUGGAAACCGCAUCUGGCAAUAUAAACGAUUUAGCUCUGCUCCAGACGGUAACCCCCAUGGAAUGGUCUCGAGGAGUGGCGCCCAUUUGCCUUCCCAUUCGACAAGCAGAGAGCAACUUUAAUUACCAGAAUGUGGAUAUCUUGGGAUGGGGAACAUUGGGCUUUGCCGCCCCCAAAUCGAACACCCUGCAAAAGGCAACCCUACUGACCAUGGAUAAUGCCGUUUGCCGAAGUCGGUCCAACUUUAGCAUAACUCCCAGCCAGAUGUGCACCUACGAUUCCGGAGGCAGGGGCCAGGACUCCUGCCAAUACGAUUCCGGUGGCCCAGUGAUCCUGCGUCAGCGGGAGCGGAUGUUCCAGCUGGGCGUGAUCAGUUUUGGCCGCCCCUGCGGUCAACCUUUUGGCAUUGGGGUUAACACUCGGGUCACAUCGCACCUCAAUUGGAUGUGGCGCUUUGUGGGCGGUAAUGUGUGUGUGCGUUAAGAAUGUCCAUCAGUUGAAUGAUUAUGUACAUACACAGAGGGCAUUUAAUGUAGUCUUACAAAUAGUACGGGGUUUCAUGGAUUUCAAACACUUUUUCAUAUUUUACUGCAUCAAAAACAAUUUUUUUUCAUAUAUCUGAGUUACACAAUUGUUAAAUUUUUCAAAUAUCUUACGUUGAAGCAUACGACAAUCUCUUGAACUGAAAUAAUAUACGCCAAAAACACAAACCAAAUAUUUACAGCCUAAUGAACAUCA
Drosophila elegans is the source of this 1761-nucleotide messenger RNA. RefSeq names its product venom serine protease. Bases 310 to 1506 code for a protein of 398 amino acids. The transcript has 4 exons. Lineage: Eukaryota; Metazoa; Arthropoda; Insecta; Diptera; Drosophilidae. Gene Ontology annotation, molecular function: serine-type endopeptidase activity. The record is from RefSeq and is a predicted model, not a curated record. Gene Ontology annotation, biological process: proteolysis.